Molecule: messenger RNA, 462 nt
Organism: Trichoderma reesei QM6a
Lineage: Eukaryota; Fungi; Ascomycota; Sordariomycetes; Hypocreales; Hypocreaceae
Exons: 1
Coding region: 1-462 (153 amino acids)
Source: RefSeq, a predicted model, not a curated record
AUGUUCGGCACUAUGGGAGCCGUUGCCGCGCCGGAAGGCUGCAGAAAGCGACCUUUUCAGGAUGAUGAGACGUAUUCCAUGGCAAAUGGUCUACCGCCAAAGCGCCUCUGUGAGGGUUUCGGUGUGCUUUCGUAUGGGCAAGACAGCACCGCUGGCGACGAUAUCGGCGCGGACCUGACGACGACGAACACUCAGCCUGGCGCCAGCGGUGGCUUGGCAACGGACAACCAGUCAUACUUUCAGAUAUCCAACGAGAGGCAGCAACAUUCGGAACCGCAAGAGCGUCGGGGCCGAACUCGAUGGCGUGAAGGCAGUGAGCCGCUCGGCUGGGAUGACUCGGAGUGGACGACACCACGGAACAUGGUAGCGAGCUUUGAUGACGGUCCUGGGGCGCAGCAGAACCCUAUUCUUGACUCUGACGCCGGGACUAUCAAGGCGGAUUGUGAACGCCAUCGAGCUUGA